Molecule: messenger RNA, 1524 nt
Organism: Aureobasidium melanogenum CBS 110374
Lineage: Eukaryota; Fungi; Ascomycota; Dothideomycetes; Dothideales; Saccotheciaceae
Exons: 1
Coding region: 1-1524 (507 amino acids)
Source: RefSeq, a predicted model, not a curated record
AUGGCUCAUCCGCGACAGUCUGCCUUGCAAGACUUCCGUUUCCACUAUAGGCCAAUACAGGAUGCCAUCAAUGGUGUUCGUAUACCCGACUACCUUGGACUGGAGGUCGUUCAGCUCUGUGUCAUUGCGGGUAUUCGUCGACAUCCAGACUUUGGCCAUGACCUUCGAGGUCUUACGCCUCGCUUCACUCGCGCACUCAACGCUCAAGCUAUCAUGUAUAACAGAGAUAUCCCUGACAUGAACGACCCAGAAGAAUUUCCGUACUGCAUAUGGUAUCCUUCGACGCCCGAUCGCGAUACAUGCCGGAAGCUGAUCACCAAGUAUCCGCGGAUGAAAUAUCAAAUUGGCCGGGUUUGUGCCGUGGCGAACUAUGACGAUCUCUAUAAAGAACUGGAUAUUCUGCCUGAAGUAGGCAUUGCUGAGGAAGCUCGUGAGAACGGAAGCGAGGCCAUCUAUUCGGCGAUUGUCAAACAGCCUGUCAAGUACGCUGUAUUCAACGACUACUCGAACUCCCUCGUCUUGGAGAACCCACCGAUUUCUCUGAUGAACGGCAACACUUGUGUGACGGCACUCCUGGAGUCGAAACAACGAUUCAAGCGACCAAAAGCAAAGUCUACAUGGGAGUACGACCGCAACGGGUUUGAGAGCCGGUUGUUCGACAUCUGCGAGGACAUGUCAGUGGACCUCAAGCGGAGCGAGCCUCGCUCAGUCGAUCAAUCAGUGGUUAUACCACUACUCUAUUCUCCACUUCCAGCAGAUCUUCCCACAGUCGACAAAGACAUGCUCAUAUUGUCAGCGGCUUACCACGGCAAUAUUGAUCGAUACAUGCGCCUGCGACGUCCACAAAAGAUUAAAGGCGAACUCGAGUGCUUGAUCCGAGGUAUCUACCAUGAUCCGUUGUUUGCCAAGUUCUGGUCACUUCAACCAGCUACCGAGAUAAACCACUGGCGCAUACGACGGGCAAUCAAUGCCCGUUUCAUCAUGACGAAUGAUCUAUCACGAAUCACGCCCACAACUCCCUGGGACGAGUUGCCCUAUUGUAUAUGGUUCCCACAGGCCGCUUAUCCGGACGUCUAUGAAGAACUAGCACGGCUGCGGCCUGAGAUGAAGUUGCAGGCGGCGCGGGCAUGUAUAGUCGCCAACUACCAGUCAACCUUCGAGACAAUCGAUCCCCCACACGAUGCCGCCCUUGUGAGAGAAGCUGAACAAUCUCCCAACCCAUUCUUUCUGAAGUAUCUCCAAGCCAAAGAAGCACAAGGCGAUGUCGCAGAGGAAAUCCCUGGGUUUGAGUACUGGAAGUUCUUCACUAUCAAGCACGCAUUCAAACCAUCCACGUCUUACAUCUCGGAUGAGCUCGUUGCAUCUAGCAUUGGAACCACCCAAAGUUGGAUCUACGACGGCGUUGAAGCGGACAUGUCGGAUGUGGAGGUUAAUGUCUGUACGUCUGAAGAAGUAAAGCAGAGUGGCGUCAGGGAUGUUAUGUACAGAUAUCCUUCCCACAAGAUAGAUGUGUUAGUUCCAUGA